Messenger RNA from Ascoidea rubescens DSM 1968, 1500 nucleotides. Its product is annotated as PR-1-like protein. The record is from RefSeq and is a predicted model, not a curated record. Bases 355 to 1350 code for a protein of 331 amino acids. The transcript has a single exon. Gene Ontology annotation, cellular component: extracellular region. Lineage: Eukaryota; Fungi; Ascomycota; Saccharomycetes; Ascoideales; Ascoideaceae.
UUUCCACCUCUGAAUGACAACGUUCUUCUAAUUCCAUUUUAUUUCUCUUCAUGAGCACUGGUUUUGUAUAUAAAGAUGCAUCGUCCUUGGGUUUUUUAAAUGCAGUCUUCUUGAAGUUCUUAUUCUACUAAAAAUCUACUUAUCUAAUUUAUUAUCUUCUGGAUAAUCAAAUUCAAACAGUCGCUCCUUUAAUACUCUUUCUAUUCAUUCCUUUAAAUCUCUAAUCUUCUCUUUCUUUUUUUAAGAAACAUCGAAAUUCCUAAAACUUCAAUUUAAUAUAUUAUAACCUCCCACUAAUCAGUUUAUUUUGCUUAAAGAAUCUCUUCAAAAACCCAUUUCCUUGAAAAAACAAAAAUGAAAUUUUCUCCAGUCUUAUUAGCUUAUUUAGCUCAUGCUAUCACUGCUCUUCCAGUUGUUGUCACCAACUAUAAAGUGGUCUAUGAAACUGUUUACGAAACCGUAGUUCAACCUGCUCCUACCACUACCGCUGCUGUAGAAGUCAAUACUGUUUAUGCAGAACCUGAAAUUGAAUACCAAACUGUUUAUAUUGAUCAAUUUGGUAACUUGAUUACUGGAGAUAACACAGAUGUUUAUGAACCUGCCGUCGAAGCCACCACUCCAACUGUUGAACCAACUGUUGAACCAACUAUUGAACCAACCACUGCCGAAGCUGAAAUUACUGUUGCUGCUGGAAACAAAAAAAUUAACGCCUAUACCACUUACUUUACCAACUAUUACACUUAUAGAUCCAAGAAUACAAAAAGAAAUUCCAGAAAGACUUCAACAACAACAUCAACACCAACCACCGUUGUUGAACCAACUACUGUUGCUGAACCAACUACAACUACAACAUCAGCUCCAGCUACUGUUGUUGAACCAACUACAACAUCAACCACCGCUGAUCCAAUUGCCACUGCUGUUUUAGAUGACUUCAACUCUGUUCUUCUUGAUACUCACAAUGAAAAAAGAUCUUUGCAUGGUCUUGAUAAUCUAGCCUGGAAUCAAACUUUGGCUAAAUACGCAUCUGAUUUUGCUACUGCUUACAGUUGUCCAUCAAAUGGUCAAUUAACUCAUUCUGGUGGCCCAUACGGUGAAAAUUUGGCUUCCGGUUACACUUCAGAAGGUACUGUUGAUGCUUGGUACAAUGAAAUUGAAUAUUACGAUUUCAGCAACCCAGGUUACAGCUCUUCUACCGGUCAUUUCACUCAAAUUGUUUGGAAAGGUUCAAAACAAAUUGGUUGUGCUUAUAAAAAAUGCGAUACUGCCUAUGGAACUUAUGUCGUUUGUGAAUAUUAUCCAGCCGGUAAUAUUAUCGGUUAUUUCGACACCAACGUCUUCCCAUUAGUUUAAAAUACAUACAUUCAAAAUUCUUAACGUUGAAUUAGACAGUUAGUUACAUAAUAUAAUUAAUUCCUUCAAAUUUAUCCAAUUUGUUUUUUUUUCCUCUUUUUUGCAGUGAGAGUCUUCAUUUACCUUUUAUGGCUGUUAUUUUUUUCAAAU